Nicotiana tabacum (common tobacco) is the source of this 387-nucleotide messenger RNA. NCBI's taxonomy places the organism in Eukaryota, Viridiplantae, Streptophyta, Magnoliopsida, Solanales, Solanaceae. The record is from RefSeq and is a predicted model, not a curated record.
AUGGAACAGCUGGGACCUCAAGGAUUUGUUCUAUGCAUUCGCGUAGAGGAGAACGCGUUCGCGAAGGGUCUGGCAGCUUCCAAGAUUCUGAAAGGACUUGGUCUUAUGUUACCUUUCUCUAAGGAUGAUCUCACUGAAAUGGUGGAUUCUCCUCAGGCUAAAAACCUGUUAGUUUCAGACAUUUUUCAUAAGUCCUUUAUUGAGGUUAAUGAAGACGGAACAGAAGCUGCAGCUGUUACUGCCUCGACGAUAUUUUUGUGUGCUUCGCCAAUAAAUGAAUACAAAAUUGACUUUGUUGCUGAUCAUCCGUUUUUGUUCUUUAUACGAGAGGAUACAACUGCAACUGUAUUGUUCAUAGGGAUUGUGCUUAAUCCUCUUGUUAAUUAA